Molecule: messenger RNA, 1406 nt
Organism: Anopheles merus
Lineage: Eukaryota; Metazoa; Arthropoda; Insecta; Diptera; Culicidae
Product: transmembrane protein 19
Exons: 3
Coding region: 223-1248 (341 amino acids)
Cellular component (GO): membrane
Source: RefSeq, a predicted model, not a curated record
GAACGCUCGCCUUUCCCACCGUCCCAAGCGCAUCAACAAAACCAAAACAUCCAAAAGUAAACAAAACAUUCUUUUCUUCCUUUUUUCUCAUACGAAUUUGCCCGUGUUACGUGCCGUCCUGAGCAAGGUUCAAUUAACUUAUGUUAAACACAUUCUACCAAAAUCAUUAGUCUCGAAAGGAAGGUUGCAAAAGUUCACAUUAGCUGAGCGCCGGCCGUUUGUAUGUGUGGCAUGACCGGGCACAAAAUGCAGGAAAGUACGAUCUACCAGUUUCUGCCAGUGUUGCUAUGGGGGCUUGCGGUUCCACUGUCCAUGUUUAUGUGGAUCGGCAAUGUGGCCUACUCGAAGAUAGCAAGCGAUGGGUCGACUGAUAGUAUUAUUCCACCGACCCGCUGGCUGUUUUCCGUGCUCGUGCCCCUGCUGCUGAUGGUGUACGGGUUGCGGCGCAAGGGUGUGAACAGAUCCGGCGCCGCCUUUGGGCUGGCCUGCGCCGUGAUUCUCUCGAUAGCAUCGCACGCGUUUCUCGCCUGUCUGGCGGCGUUCUUCUUCAGCUCGAGCCGGGCGACCAAGUUCAGGGGCCACGCGAAGCGUAAGUUUGAGGAAGAUUUUAAGGAGGGCGGCCAGCGGAACUGGGCCCAGGUGAUCUGCAAUGCGGGCAUGGCGACGCAGCUCGCGCUGCUCUAUCUGCUCGACUGCGGGUACGGCGAGCGGCCGAUCGAUUUCGUCAAUCUGUACCGCUCCAGCUGGCUUGGGGUGGCGGUGAUGGGUUCGUUCGCCUGCUGCAACGGUGACACGUGGGCCAGCGAGCUGGGCACGGUGAUUGGGAGCGGGGAUCCGAUACUGAUCACUAGUCGGAAGCGGGUGCCGCGCGGCACGAACGGGGCCGUUUCGUUGGUCGGGCUGGUGGUGAGCUUUCUGGGUGGCACACUGAUCGGGCUGGUGUACUUCCUCACCGUGCGGUACACGGUGGAGGCGAACGUGUACCAGAACAGCCCGAACCAGUGGCCGCUGAUCGUGUUCGGUGGGAUAGCGGGUUUGCUGGGGUCGUUGGUGGAUUCGCUGCUCGGCGCUACGCUGCAGUACUCGGGGCUGAAUGAGCGAGGGCAUAUAGUGGAGCGACCCGGGAAGAACGUGCGACACAUCAGCGGGGUACGCAUUUUGGACAACCAUAGCGUCAAUCUGAUCUCGACGAUCGUGACCGGCAUCGUGAUGCCCUCGAUAGCGAUGAAUCUCUGGCCAAUGUUCUGAACCGGACGGAUGGGCAGGUAGGUAGGUAGGGUAGGUUGGGCGCGUACACUCGAACCCUGUUUUCGCUGUAAUCAGUGAGCAAUCGGAGGCAAACAGAUAGUUUUACUUAAGUGACUUAAUUUCUAACGGUGUGGCCAGCUAAUACAUUUUGAAACGAA